Hydatigera taeniaeformis is the source of this 1020-nucleotide messenger RNA. Lineage: Eukaryota; Metazoa; Platyhelminthes; Cestoda; Cyclophyllidea; Taeniidae. The record is from the annotation of a GenBank genome assembly.
AUGGAGCGACCACAACAGCAAUGUCAUAAUCAUCGACCUUACACAUGCUUUUACUGGCACUUUCCAAAUCAGAAAAGGAGGCGACCCAUAAAGAAGAUCGAUGGAACUUUUAAUUAUAAUCCAGAUGUUUACUGUGAUAAAUAUGAUGAGAAUUCAGGCACCUGUCCUGAUGGUGAUGAUUGCCCCUACGCGCAUCGGAACGCUGGUGAUACGGAAAGGCGCUAUCAUCCUCGCUACUUCAAGACCGGAAAUUGCAUCUAUGAAACCACAGAGACUGGUGCAUGUGUAAAAAAUGGACUUCACUGUGCUUUUGCUCACGGGCCCGACGACUUGCGGUUACCUGUUUACGAUAUACGCGAGGUUCAAGAUGCCUCUUCGUCCAAGGUUACUGUCAAUCUUCCUGCCAGUUUGGAGAAGGAACGGGUACUCAGUGAGGAUCCCACUUGGAAUGCAAAUGUCCACUGGUGCUUGGGCAUUAGUUACUAUCGUUUUGUAAAAUUGGUUGAUAGAAUGGAAGAUGUCGCUUACCCUCACUGUAACACGAUCUCUGUUGCUAUCUGUGACACCUUCAAUCACUCUUUCAUAAUUCCUUCUUUGUGUCGAAUGGCGUUUAAAGUAGCCUGGACACUCUCUUCUCUCCUCAUUGUGCCGCAUCAGGAGGUCAAGGUAGCUGCCUUUGAUUCUCUUCAUGGGUUCAUCUCAUGUUCUGAAAAUAUGCUUCAUGUGAUGGCGCGCUACAAGACGGAGUCGUGCCGCAAGCCGCCUCGCAUGUGCCGGCAAGGGUACUCGUGUCCCUACUACCAUAAUGGGAAGGACAAACGACGAAUGCCCGAGCGCUGCUUCUACCGCAGCACACCGUGUCCUGCUGUACGACCCGCAGACGAGUGGCUAGACAGCUCCCUUUGUGAUGCCGGUGAUGCGUGCACAUUCUGCCACACCCGCACGGAACAACAAUUCCACCCUGAGGUGCGUUCUCUCUCCCUUUUCUUAAGGUCUACUCUCAUAUUCUGUCUGUUUUGA